UCACCGAUCACGUGACUUAUUUCAUCUUCCAAUCGCAUGCCGAGGCCUGUCACGUGAUUGCUUCCCGCGGGGGAAAACUGAACGCGCUGGAAUCGUCAUCUCUGAAUAACCAGUGCGGCUGCGAAGGAGUUAACGGGUGAAGCCGCGCCGCGUUGCAUGGCGGGUAAUGUAGUGCGCUCGCGCUCCUCCUCCCGCCCCGCGCCUGGUACUCGGGUGACGUCCAACAAACUACGUUUCCCAGAAUGCAGAGCGGCGAGGGACGUGUGGUUGUCAGUGAAUGGCCGGGCAGGUCGUCGGCUUUUCCUGCAGAGAUUUAUCCGUCAUUCUCCGUCCACAUCAUCAGAUCCCCGGGAUCCUCACUGUCAGCUGUAGGUAGGGGUGCAGAGGGGGCACCGCAGGACCAAAUGGGGCUUUUCAUCCAUCUUUACCUCCUUUUCCAAUUCACGAUAGCGCUGUCGCUGGACGAGCAGACGGAAUACACAGAAUGUCAUGGCGGCUGGCAGCGGAACCAUUACUGUCCGGUGCAGGAGGAGGAGAGCUGUACGGUGGAGAGGAGAGACGCCUCCAUCACUUACUCAGAGUUCAUCAAUCAGUACGCCUACAAGAGGCCGGUCAUCAUUCAGGGAAUCACUGAUAAUUCGGCGUUCCGGUCACUGUGCAGGAAGGAGCAGCUGCUUCAGAUGUACGGAGAUCGCAGCGUCCGGCUGAGCACCGCAAACACCUAUUCCUAUGAUAAAAUUGACGUCCCGUUCCAGGAAUACAUUGAGCACUUCCUGAGACCACAGGACCUGGACUCUCUGGGUGUGGAUACUUUGUAUUUCUUUGGUGAUAAUAACUUCACAGAAUGGGGGUCUCUGUUUCAGAAAUACACCCCUCCUCCGUUCCGGCUGCCUGGCACCACCGGGGCUUAUAGUUUUGGCAUAGCUGGUUCCGGUACGGGGGUCCCAUUCCACUGGCACGGGCCCGGCUACUCCGAGGUGAUAUAUGGCAGAAAGCGCUGGUUUCUUUACCCGCCCGACAAGACGCCUGGGUUUAACCCUAACAGAACCACACUGUCCUGGGUGCUGGAGACCUACCCGCUGUUACCUGCAGCAGAACGGCCUGUAGAGUGCACGAUCAGACCUGGGGAGGUUCUCUACUUCCCAGACCGCUGGUGGCACGCAACACUGAACCUGGACACCAGUGUCUUCAUCUCCACCUUCCUGGGGUAGAGAUGCUGCUUCUUAUCUUUAGAAAUCAGAAAACUACUAUGAGGCUUGAACCUGUGACCCGCAGCGAUAUCCGGCGUCUCCUCCAAAACUGACCUGACGAUGGAGGACGCACUGGUGAUACCAAGCUGAUGGCGCUGCCCAUGGACCACUGGGGGGGGGGGGGUAUAUUUAUAUUUUUCUAAUGUAUUUCGUUUAACUGACAAGUUCCAUGUCAUUUUUU
Messenger RNA from Hyla sarda, 1431 nucleotides. RefSeq names its product jumonji domain containing 8 (gene JMJD8). The transcript is spliced from 10 exons. Gene Ontology annotation, cellular component: cytoplasm. Lineage: Eukaryota; Metazoa; Chordata; Amphibia; Anura; Hylidae. The coding region runs from base 243 to 1211 and encodes 322 amino acids. The record is from RefSeq and is a predicted model, not a curated record.